GUAUUGCUUCUGUUGCAAAAAUCGAGAGAUGUAGUUUUAUACAUCUGGUGAUAUUUUGAGACAUGUCUUAAACAUGAAGCCGUUGGUGGCAGUUUUUCUGUUGGCAUUAACGGUGUGUUCCCAGGAUGUCCUGCCUUCGAAGUGCAGACCUACAUGGUUCGCGGAACGUCUCGGUAAAUAUCCCGACGCCUUGGAGGUCCUCACAGCCAAGGCCCCUCUGUAUUCCCUGGUUUUUCAAUCUGAAACACCGAAGCCUGGUCUAGAGAUGCAAUGCUUACGUACAACAAAUAUUACGGUUGACCGGAGGUCUUGGUUGGCUUCAGUCGCCUACGAGUACAAUGAGCUCGAAGAGCAAGAAUCAAUAAGAGUACACGGGACCGUUGUCGCCUCCACACUUCAUAAGUGGAAUUCAUAUAUCUCUGAUAACACCAUCGAAUUUUAUUCCGGAGAACUAAAAGUCGGACCACCAUUAGCAACUUUAGAGGUUAUAUACAACGAUAAUCACUGUGUCCUCGCACGGUCACUUAUGUUCGGAUUUCAAGUCUGGGUUGCAACAAGCUAUCUCACAACGACAAAUGAAGUUCCAUACGCCUGCACACUAUUGUACGAAAUUUGUUCAGGAAAACCAAAACAUUUUGUGUACAAUAUCACGAUCUGUCAAAAUGAUCUAGCAGAAGGAGGCAAAUAAACUAUUUUAGAGAAUAGGAAGAAAUUUAAUUAUAAUUUGUUUUCUUACCUUCGCAAAAAGAUUUUUGAAUGGAUGAAAGGCUACCAGAAUAUAGAAAACGAAAAAAUUAUAUUCACGUUAUAAACUUUCCUCGCUAUAAAGACAAAAAAAACACAAGGGCCGCCAUUUUGUGUUUGAUUUCUUGUUUUUUGUAUAAACUAAAAAUGUAUAACAAAACCCGAAUAAUCUUUUCUUAUCGAGUGGCUAGAAACCUAACACAGGUUUUCAGUCUUCAUUCUGAGCAGGAUCAGAAUCAAAUUAAGGCAGAACUCGUCAACCUAUCCUGAGUGAGCUUUCUCAUCCUUAUCGAAUUUUCACUCCUUGGUGAGGCACCUUCAUUGCGUAGUGUUGCAUAAUUCUCCUGUAUUUACGUUUAGCCUACAGGUCUCUUCGGCAGAACAAAUUUACCUGGAGCGACGAAGUGCUGAACACAGCAUGACAUAAAACUGGCCUUACUUCAACCUAACAUUCUGAAUACCAUUAAGAUGCAUGUUUAACCGCUGAGACAUUAAUAAAAUCUCUAUCAUUUAUC
This is a messenger RNA of Ixodes scapularis (black-legged tick), 1259 nucleotides long. RefSeq lists its product as uncharacterized. Lineage: Eukaryota; Metazoa; Arthropoda; Arachnida; Ixodida; Ixodidae. Gene Ontology annotation, molecular function: amine binding. The record is from RefSeq and is a predicted model, not a curated record. Bases 74 to 688 code for a protein of 204 amino acids. Gene Ontology annotation, biological process: symbiont-mediated perturbation of host defenses. The transcript is spliced from 5 exons.